UCAACGUCAACCGAAGCACCAGCACCUUAUAGAUCUAGACGCUCUCCACCGCUGCUCCAGUCCAGGGGAAAGAACACGGUUUCUCCCUUAGCUGCGAGGUAGCAAGGCCACGCAUCAGAUCUCCAACGACACCGGCAUCUGCUUCCGACACGGCCAGCGAUCCACCGGCGAGAUAGCUCCACAGGACGGCAGCUAGGCUUCAAAGUUCAAAGUACGACAGUUCACCUUCAGCGGAGCCCACGCCUUCCAAAUUGGUUUGGCUGCAGCGAACUGCAUGGAACCAACGAAGAACAUCCGGUAGAGCUCCACGCCAGCGGCAUUGAAGCUUCUCGCGGUGGCGGCGCGUUCCGUUGUAUCUAAUCUAUUAACUGAGCCGUUCGUGAGUAUGUCGGGUAAUUAAUUGGAUGAUCCACCAUUCCUGGGUGCCUGCUCAAGCAAUUCUGGACCUCCAAAACGCAAUAACUCGCUGCUGCGAAACGCACACGAGCAAGAGCUGUCUCCAAAAGAAGAUCGGCUAAUAUGAACAUCGCCACAGGGGCGAUGAACACCCUGCUCCCCAAGCUUGCGGAGCUGGUGGUGGGCGAAUACAAGCUGCAGAAGGGUGUCAAGGGAGAGAUCAAGGAACUCGAGAAAGAGCUGACAUACAUAAGCGCAGCCCUCCGCAAGGUAUCUCAGGUGCCGGUAGACCAGCUUGAUGAGCAGGUCAAGGUCUGGGCCCGUGACGCGAGGGAGCUAUCUUAUGACAUCGAAGAUGCUGUUGACACCUUCAUGUUGCGUGGCAAGGGCCGCGAGCAAGAAGGCCAAGACACUUCCAGCCUCAAGGGGCUCAUUGGUAAGGCUGCCAAUUUGUACAAGAAGGCCAGGAAUAACCAUAAGAUCCACAACGUUAUCAAAGACAUCAUGGACCAGGUCAAGAAGGUCAGUGAGUGUCGUGAUAGGUACAAGGUUGACAACAUUGCUGCCGGACCAAGUUUGGUGUCUGUUGAUCCUCGCCUAGAAGCUAUGUACAGAAAGGCAGCAGAGAUAGUUGGAAUUGAUGGGCCAAAGAAUGAGCUAGUCAAGAGGCUCACGAAUGAGGACAUCUCAUCGUUGCAGCAACCAAAGAUAAUUUCUAUCGUUGGAGUUGGAGGCUUGGGGAAGACAACUCUUGCAAAUGCAUUGCUUCAGGACCUUAAGGCAAAAUUUGAUUGCCACUUUUUUGUCUCCGUAUCCUUUAAUCCUGAUAUAAAGAAGAUUUUCAAGAAUAUUCUUGUCCAACUAGAUGAGGACAAGUAUGGCCACAUAGAUGAAGCAUGGGAAAUAAAUCUUCUCAUCAACAAAAUUAUAGAUUUCCUCAAGAAUAGAAGGUGCUUGUGCGUGAUUGAUGAUUUAUGGAAAGAAUUGCCGUGGGAUACAAUCAAACUUGCUUUGCAGGAUGGUACUCAUGGAAGCAAGAUAAUCAUAACCACUCGCAAUAAAGCUGUCGCGGAACAUGUUGGUGGUGGUAUUUAUGAACUAAAGCCUCUUUCUAAUGAUGACUCCAGAGAGUUGUUCUACAAACGGAUAUUCGACUCUCUAGAUGAUUUUCGUCCUGAUUUGAGCAAAGCUACUGAAAAAAUCUUAAAGAAAUGUGGUGGUGUACCAUUAGCCAUUAUUACUACAGCAAGCUUACUAGCUACUAAACCGAGGUGUUCAGUGGAAUGGGAGAAGGUGAAUAAUUUUAUUGGUUCUGGAUCUGAAAAUAGCCCCCAUGUGGACAAGAUGAACAUGAUAUUAAGGCUUAGUUACAAUGAUCUGCCUUUCCAUUUGAAGACUUGCUUGUUGUCUCUGAGCAAAUAUCCCGAGGAUCAGGUGAUUAGAAAGGAUGUUUUGGUAUGGAGCUGGAUAGCAGAGGGUUUCAUUACACGUGUAGGGUCAAACUUGCAGGAGACGGGGGAGGGUUACUUCAAUGAGCUUAUUAAUAGAAGCCUGAUACAGCCCGUGAACAUUAGAAAUCACUUUAACCCGCUUGGAGAGAGGGAUGUGUAUGCUUGCCAAUUACAUGAUAUGGUGCUUGAGCUUAUUAUCAAGUUGUCAGCCGAAGAAGGCUUUGCUACCACUUCGUUGUCAAAUGGUGAACAAGCAGGUGCUUCUUCGCAUCAGAGGGAGAUCAUCAGGCGGCUAUCCCUCCACAACAGCAGCAACGCCAAUGCCUCAAUAACUGAAAGAAAGCUGCUGUCCAAAGUGAGGUCACUUGAUGUCUUUGGCCGUGCAGAUUUAAUGAUGCCGGUCCUGUCAAGAUUUUGCGUUCUACGUGUGCUGCAGCUAGAGGACUGUUCUGGUCUGGAUAACAAUCAUCUGAAGGAUCUCAGCAAUUUGUACCUCCUGAAGUUUCUGCGGCUACAGGGUUUGAAAGUCACCGAGCUCCCCGAGAGUAUUGGCAAGCUAGAGUCUCUGGAAACAUUGGACAUCAGAGGUGCCGGUAAGUCGGUGAUAAUGUUACCACUGUCUUUUGGUAAACUAGGAAAACUGGUCCGGCUACAUGCUGGAAGAGUGGAACUGCCGGAUGGUGUAGCUCUGGAGAAUAUGAAAUCUCUACAAGAGCUAGUAGGCAUACGCCUUACCGUGCACGCCAUGACUGAGAUUGGUAAACUGAGAGAGCUAAAGGUCCUCGAACUUUUCAUCAAGGAAGAAUCUAAGAGUAGCAGUACUGGCAAUUCGGAGGAAUUGGUUCGCACGUGCCUCCAAAUGUGCCCCAGUUCAUUACAAGUAUUGGUGCUAAGAGCUCUAGUAAUGCUUCGUUCCAUGGAUUUCAUGGCACCGGUUCCUUCCGGUCUACAGACCUUCAUGUGCAAUAUCGACUUAAUGGCAAUCCCAAGGUGGAUUGACUCGUCGCUCUCUUGUCUCACCGUCUUGUCCAUCGGUCUAUGGCGUGCGCGUGUACAGCCUGAGCACCUUGACAAGCUUGCUGGGCUGCCAUCUCUUCGCUUUCUCAGGCUACGUGCACGGACACCACCGGGUGAGCAGGAAAAGGUCGUUAUUCACAGCAGUCCAUCUUCAUUCCCGUGUCUAACAGAUCUUCGGUUUUCCUGCCCCUUGAUGUUCCUUAAGUUUCAACCUGGGGCUAUGCGAAAGCUUUGCCAACUUUACCUGGCCUUUCACGCCGGAAGGACCAAUGAUCAUUUUUUAACUAACACCUUCGAUUAUGGAUUCGAGAACCUCCCUUCUCUCCAACAUGUCGUCAUUGGGUUAGUGGGGCACGAGCGCCGCAAAGCCCAGGAUGCUAUUAGGAAGACAAUUAAUGAUCAUCCCAACCAUCCAUCGCUCGAUUUUUCCUAGCUAUAUGUAAGAUUUGAAGGAUGGAAGCAGCUUAUGGGAUUUGUCGCUCGUCAUGUGCUUGUUAUGGGUGAAAUAAGCCCAGAGAAAUAUUAGGCCCACGAAGGACCGGAAUGGCCCGCCUCAGAGCCGCGAUACGACAAAACAAGUUAUCGUCCUCUCCUCGCCGAAACCCUAGCAGCAGCUCAGGCCUCCCUCCCCUCCCACCAGCCGGCGGGUCCCUUCACACAGCGGGAGAUGGCGGAUCAGGAGUCUCCGGCUGCAGUUGAGGCACCUACCCCGGUUCUUGGGGAGCCGAUGGACUUGAUGACUGCUCUGCAGCUUGUGAUGAAGAAGUCAAGUGCUCAUGAUGGGCUUGUGAAGGGUCUUCGUGAGGCUGCC
This is a messenger RNA of Panicum hallii, 3675 nucleotides long. RefSeq names its product 40S ribosomal protein S12-like. The transcript is spliced from 8 exons. Lineage: Eukaryota; Viridiplantae; Streptophyta; Magnoliopsida; Poales; Poaceae. Gene Ontology annotation, cellular component: cytosolic small ribosomal subunit; ribosome. Gene Ontology annotation, molecular function: structural constituent of ribosome; ATP hydrolysis activity; ADP binding. Gene Ontology annotation, biological process: defense response to other organism; translation. The coding region runs from base 520 to 3297 and encodes 925 amino acids. The record is from RefSeq and is a predicted model, not a curated record.